UUGUUUAUAAUGCUUUAAUGUCAAAAACUAAGAUGGUGGGAAUCAUUCUAAAAUCUUAUUUUCAGAUAGCAACUCUAUUUGUUCAAGGCAUACUUAUUAUACUAACUUAUAUGAGUUUGAAUAAAUGGAUAUAUUGACUCACCUAACAUCUUAGACCAAAUAAGAUAAUCUCACUCAUGAACUUAUAUAACCCUUCUCCAAACAUCAGCCAUAUACACACAGAGAGAUGGAAGCUGGGAAGCAAAGUGAUGUGGUGUUGUUUGGAACGUGGUAUAGCUCAUACUGCACCAGGAUUAUUCUAGCACUCAAAAUGAAAGGCAUAAACUUUGAGUAUGUGGAAGAAGAUUUAGCAAACAAGAGUGAAUUGCUUAUCAACUUCAAUCCAGUUCAUCAGAAAGUCCCUGUGCUCAUCCAUAAGGGAAAGCCAAUUGCAGAGUCCUUUGUCAUUCUUGAAUACAUAGAAGAGCAUUGGAAUCACCGUCCCAAAAUUCUUCCUGAAGACCCUUAUGAAAGAUCCAAAGUUCGUUUCUGGGCUCAAUUCUAUGACCAAAAGAUCAUUUUAGGCACCUUGCCAAUCUUCAAGUCCAAAGGAGAAGAAAGAGAGGCAGCUUGUGAGGAGCUAUCAAAACUGAUAAGGGUAUUUGAAGAAGGAAUGAAGAAAGAUUUUCCACGAAAAUUUCCCUUUUAUGACGGAAAAAACUUGGGACUUCUUGAUAUAGUUGUGGGGCCUAAUGCCUGCAACUAUUUGGCACUGCGUGAGAUUCUUGGAGAUGUAAUUGGCUCAAAAAGAAACCCUGAUUUUCUCUCAUGGGUGGAUGCUUUGAAGGACCAUCCUCUGAUUAAGGAAACUCUUCCUCCUCACCAUAAAAUGGUUCAGAAGCUGAAAGAGAAGAUCCCUCAAAAGCCUAAAGAUCACUGAACCACCACCAUGAACGAGCUGAAGGAAUAAUAAUACAGUUCAUGACUUCACGACCAAUAAGGGAUGAUAAAUGCAUGAACAAAGAUACGUGUGGCAAUGUGUUUGUGUUCAUAAAUAAAGGAUUCGUUUUCUCUUU
This is a messenger RNA of Cucurbita pepo subsp. pepo (vegetable marrow), 1055 nucleotides long. RefSeq names its product glutathione S-transferase U10. Gene Ontology annotation, biological process: glutathione metabolic process. Gene Ontology annotation, molecular function: glutathione transferase activity. The record is from RefSeq and is a predicted model, not a curated record. Lineage: Eukaryota; Viridiplantae; Streptophyta; Magnoliopsida; Cucurbitales; Cucurbitaceae. Gene Ontology annotation, cellular component: cytoplasm.